This is a messenger RNA of Anastrepha ludens (Mexican fruit fly), 1825 nucleotides long. RefSeq names its product glycine N-methyltransferase. Gene Ontology annotation, molecular function: glycine binding; S-adenosyl-L-methionine binding; glycine N-methyltransferase activity. The transcript is spliced from 4 exons. NCBI's taxonomy places the organism in Eukaryota, Metazoa, Arthropoda, Insecta, Diptera, Tephritidae. The record is from RefSeq and is a predicted model, not a curated record. Gene Ontology annotation, biological process: S-adenosylmethionine metabolic process; protein homotetramerization; one-carbon metabolic process. The coding region runs from base 44 to 907 and encodes 287 amino acids. Gene Ontology annotation, cellular component: cytosol.
UCGAAUUCAAAUUCAGUUGAAAUUCAGAGGCUUAACUGACAAGAUGUCCACCUCCGCAGAUAGUGUUUUCGUUGCUCGUUCCGCUGGUAUAUCCGCCGAGGGAGUGCCUGAUCAAUAUGCCGACGGAAAGGCUGCGAAAGUUUGGGAAAUAUUUAUUGGUGAUAAAAAUUCACGAACAGAAAAUUAUAAGAACUUUUUAGUUGACUUACUUCGAUCGAAGGGUUGUAAGAGAGUCCUUGAUGUGGCAUGCGGUACAGGCGUGGAUUCGAUUAUGCUAGUUGAGGAAGGCUACGAAGUGGUUUCAGUGGACGCCUCUGACAAAAUGUUGAAAUAUGCUUUGAAGGAGCGUUGGGAUCGCCGCAAAGAACCAGCGUUCGACAAGUGGAUUAUAGAAGAAGCUAACUGGCUAACUCUGUACGAUGAUAUAAAGCCUAUUGUUGGGGAAGGAUUUGACGCUGUUAUCUGCUUAGGAAAUUCUUUCGCCCAUCUUAUGGAUAGUAGCGGAGAUCAACGCGAACAUAAGCUGGCCAUAAGAAACUUCGAAAAGUGUCUCAAACAUGGUGGCAUUCUAAUUAUUGAUCAUCGCAACUACGACAACAUUCUGGAGACGGGAGAGACGCCAGCCAAAAGUAUUUACUAUAAUACAAGUCAUACUGCUGACAUUAAAACUUCGGUGCUUUUCUACUGUGGAAAACCUGCCAUGGUUACAUUGGAUUACCACAUUGUGGGAAAUAAUUUGAGCAGCGAUUUUCGCCUAUCCUACCACCCACAUCCCCUGCAAAAUUUUACAAAAAUAUUGAAAGAAAUUUUUGGAGAAAAAUCUAAGCACAAAUUAUACGGCGACUUCAAAGAAAUACAUAUGGAGAAGAGACCAGCAUUUUACAUACACCUUGUUGAGAAGCAGUAAACAACUGGAAAUAACUAUUAUAGUCUGCUGUUUACUUUUGUAUUUCGUAAAUAUUUUGAAGAAAAUGUUUUUUAGGUCUUGACCCAAUCGAUAGACGUAAGACGAAGCAUUUCAGUUUCAUUUAAUUUUUGAAGUGCACAAUUAGCAAAUAAGUAAUUUUUUCAACUAAAAAAGUUAUGUAACAAAUGCGGAAGAUUUGUUUAAGUGUAUAUGUGAAUAUCGUAUGAGAUAAAUUUAAGUAAAAUGAAUUAUCAAAAUGUACAAAAAUGCAAAAAUUAAGUAGCAUUAAAAGCGAAAGUCUGUCAAAAUUGGCAUAUGUAUUAUGUAUGUACAUAAGUCAAUAUAAGUUUAAGUAUAUGAACAGAUUACUUUCAUAAUGAUUUGGCAAACCAUGAACAAAACUCGCUCUCGUUAAAGAAGUCGUUGCUUAACACAAUACUCACAUGUAAUUUUUUUAUCGCAUUUAAAAUAUGGCAUUGUAAAAUAUUUUAUCGCAUAUAAGUACAGAGUUCACCAUGCGUUCUCACAUUAGUUGUAUUCUUUAGAAAUGCACCUUAGUUGUAAUGCACAGAGAGGUGCAAUUUUGAGCGGCUAAAUCUCAGUGUUGGUGCAUGUGUACGAAGUGCAGAGAUCAAUUAUUAAUUUUGUAUGAUUUUUUCGGUGAACUUAAAAGUCAUGUUUGCAAGAACGGCUGGAAGGCACAUGACGUGAAACAGUAACUUCGUCGUAUUCGAAAAUCCCUAGGGAAAUUAACACAACACACCCCAACGUGUUUGCUCCUGCGUUCACCCAAAACUACAACGAAAUGCUGAAAAAUUAUCUUAUUUUUAAAAACAUUGAUUUAAAAUCAUAAUUGUAAAUGUAAUUUAACUAAAGUGUAUAUUUAAUAAAUAUUAAUAAUAAAUUUAAUAUUCAAUA